AUGAAGACACACAUAGAUAGUUUACAGGACAUUAUAGCGUCUCAUGAGGGUGUCAUGAUUGUCAGGGAUAGACCAAGACACCACGAACUUAUGGGUAACCAUAUGAUUCAAUCUCUGGAUCAAACGAACCAAUUCUCGAGUCCUGGGGUGGUGAGUAAAGAUAACAAAGAUACCUCAUCACAUUCCAAAUCCAGAAUACCUGAAGAGGUGAAUAUUAAUAAUGGCAUAAAGUUACAUCCAUUCUUUGAACUGAAGAUCAAGCCUGGAUGGUUGAAUAAACUUCCAAUGACCCUUCCACUUAUAGAAAACGCCGAAAUGGUGAACACAAGUAUAGGUCCGAUCAAAGAUCAGAAAAUGGAUUCUCCAUUCCCACAUGAUUUGAUAAGGCUGAAACUCAAAACAGCUCAACAGAAACCCCCAAAAGUCUCACAAGGUAAAAUACUGAAGAAUUAUAAUAAAAAACCUGUACUAAGUGCUAAAGCCAAAUUUAUACAGAAGCAUACACAAAGGAUUAGGAAGAAUAGAGUAGAAUGCGAUGACUGUGAUAGAGUAAGCAUUGAAGGUACUUGUUAUGCCGUAACUAGAAGCGGCAGUGUAUUAGUUCCACUCACAUUAUGGAGAAUGACAUCCACAAAACCUGUCGAAUGGAACGAUAAGAUGUAUUCUCGAGCAGAGAACGGAAACCUAUAUAGUGAAAUCAAGCAUGAAAUAGAGUUCUGUAAGACUUAUUGCAGAACAGGGUUUUGUUUUAAAGGAGAAGUGUGCACGAAAGUCCAUGAUCCUAAAAGAGUUAGGAUUUGUAGUCAUUUUAUGGGUAAGGGUUGUACUUCUGAUAAUUGUUUAUAUUCACACUCUCCUAACAAUUGGAAUACUCCCACCUGUAGAUUUGGAACAGAAUGUUCCAACCAUAAUUGCAAAUAUCUUCAUAGUUAUCCUGAACAUUCAGACAAUAGAGAAUUUGAAAUUUGGGGAUGUAGACCAUUUGCUAUCAAUGGAUAUUGCCAAAGAGGGACAAAAUGCCCUUUUUAUCAUUAUCUCACAUGUCCUGACUUUUAUGAAUAUAAUUCCUGUAAGAAAAGAUGUGGAUUGUUCCAUCUUGCUUCGAAAGUAACUUUGGAAAAGUCCUUGGGACAAACUCCUUCGUUAGCAUUGAUCAAUAGUUAUACAGUGUUACCUCAUAAACUAUUUCCCCCACCCGAUACCGAUACGAACCCCGAAAACCAAUAUAUCCUUGACUUUGAGUCUCUGGAUGAUGAUGAAAUUGACGAAUUAGAUAAUGACCUCAUACUUAUAGUAUAA
Messenger RNA from Yamadazyma jaroonii, 1299 nucleotides. NCBI's taxonomy places the organism in Eukaryota, Fungi, Ascomycota, Pichiomycetes, Serinales, Debaryomycetaceae. The record is from the annotation of a GenBank genome assembly.